Messenger RNA from Fraxinus pennsylvanica, 333 nucleotides. The record is from the annotation of a GenBank genome assembly. Lineage: Eukaryota; Viridiplantae; Streptophyta; Magnoliopsida; Lamiales; Oleaceae.
AUGACACUGGGAUUUCAACACUAUGUUUUGGCACUAGGGACAACUGUGAUGAUUCCUUCCCUUCUUGUUCCUUUGAUGGGAACUGAUGGAAGAUUCUAUGAGAACACUAGAAGUGAAGAAUGUGAUCCUCCUCUCAAGAAUAAACUGGACAAUAAUAAUUCUCAGUUGGGUAACAUCAGACAACCUUCACAACCCCCUGUUCUCCCACGAGUGAAUCCAGUGCUUCUUCCUAUGUCUCCAUCAAUAGUAGCUGAUCCAGGGCCUGGAGCUUCAAAACUUUCUCAAGCCAUUGAAGACGACCGAAAAGUUUUUGAGAUUGGCACAAGAGACUGA